Malaya genurostris is the source of this 1122-nucleotide messenger RNA. RefSeq lists its product as uncharacterized. The coding region runs from base 1 to 1122 and encodes 373 amino acids. NCBI's taxonomy places the organism in Eukaryota, Metazoa, Arthropoda, Insecta, Diptera, Culicidae. The record is from RefSeq and is a predicted model, not a curated record. The transcript has a single exon.
AUGAGUCCGUUCGACCCAGCCGGCUUGCUAUGUUUCUUCUGGAUACAUGGAAAGAUAUUGAUUCAAGAUCUGUGGAGGGCCAAGACCGAAUGGGACCAACCAAUUCCUGAAAAGCUUCGUGAGAACUGGGAACGGUGGACGAGUAGGUUUCGGUAUCUGGAACAAAUAAAGAUCUCUCGGUGUUACUUCCCUCGACAUUCGGUAAAAGAUAUCCAGUCGCUGCAGCUACAUAUCUAUGUUGACGCUAGUGAAGAAGCAUAUGCAUGUGUCGCAUACUUUAGAGCCAUAUUUCCAGACGGAAUUCGUGUAGCGUUGGUCGGAGGUAAAUCUAAGGUUGCUCCACUCAAAGCAACUUCAAUUCCGAGGUUGGAGCUGAUGGCUGCAGUGAUCGGAGUACGCCUGAUGAAAACAAUACUCGUAGGGCAUUCGCUGAUCAUCGAGAAAACAACACUAUGGACGUACUCUAGAACAGUUCUGGCGUGGAUAAAUUCGGACCAUCGGAGAUACCGCCAAUUCGUAGCAUGUCGAGUAGGUGAAAUUCUGUGUAAGACAAAUGCGGAUCAGUGGCGGUGGAUUGCCACGAAAAAGAACGUAGCGGAUGAUGCAACUAAGUGGGGAAAAGGACCGUGCUUUUCUUCUAACAAUCGGUGGUUUCGCGGCCCAGGCGAUUUGUAUUUACCCGAAGAACAAUGGAGCGUAGAGGUUCAUACGUUUAACGAAACUACGGAAGAGGAAUUGAGAUCGUGCUUGGUGCAUCAGGAUGCCACUAUACCUCAGCUUCUACAAUGGGAGCGGUUCUCUAGCAUGACACACUUGUGCCGAUCAGUAGCUUAUGUGUACCGUUACAUGCUAAACCUGCGACGAACUGUAAAAAGGGAGGCUCGACUAAUAGGUCCGCUAUCCCAGGAGGAGCUUGUUAAAGCUGAGAGAGCUAUUUUUCGUUUGGUACAACUUGAACUGUAUCCUGAUGAAGUUUCUGCGCUGACAUUAGAUCGGGAAAAACAACCGGGAUAUCAAGUGCGAUUAGACAAAACCAGCAAGAUCCGGAAAUUGUCUCCGUACAUGGAUGAUGCUGGAGUUAUCCGUUCGGACAGCAGGAUUUCUGCAGCAACCGUUGCCUAG